AUGGCGGAUCAAAGCCCCCAAGACGAGCGGUUCCAUACGAUAUCGCGGUUUUCGACCUCUUCGUCGCUCAGGAGGUCUUCCGCAGUUGACACCAGUAUGCAGAUCGUUCCCAUGCCACGCUGGUCGACAGCUGUGGGCUGCGCAAGAUUUGCUCUGGCAACUCUCUUCCUCGUCUUCACCUCAGCAGCUACCGCCAUUUGGGGAAGCUAUCCAGCUUUUGGCAUUGCCCUUUUCACUUCAUUGGCCAGCUUGAUCAUUUUUGCCUAUUAUUUCGUCGCUCUAUCCUGUAAACCAGCCCUGUACAACCGUUGGGUUGUACUUAGUCUCGAGAUCUUCGGGGUAGUCUUCUGGCUGGUCAGUUUCGCCCUCUUGGCCGACUGGACCAGCUUCCACAAUCGCCUCUGGUUUGGUCAUGGCGGUAGCUACGGCUUCUGGCACGCCUCAUUUAGUCCUUCAGACAUCGGCCUUCGGACAAGGGAUAUUGUCAAGAGGAGCACCAACAAAUACCAUGCUGGAGUUGCCUUGGCUGGAACGGCUGCAGUCCUGGGCGGGGCUGAGUUGUAA
Molecule: messenger RNA, 564 nt
Organism: Capronia epimyces CBS 606.96
Lineage: Eukaryota; Fungi; Ascomycota; Eurotiomycetes; Chaetothyriales; Herpotrichiellaceae
Exons: 2
Coding region: 1-564 (187 amino acids)
Source: RefSeq, a predicted model, not a curated record